Molecule: messenger RNA, 2609 nt
Organism: Rosa chinensis
Lineage: Eukaryota; Viridiplantae; Streptophyta; Magnoliopsida; Rosales; Rosaceae
Product: subtilisin-like protease SBT3.10
Exons: 10
Coding region: 651-2558 (635 amino acids)
Biological process (GO): proteolysis
Molecular function (GO): serine-type endopeptidase activity
Source: RefSeq, a predicted model, not a curated record
AUGCUUUUUUUUUCUCUCAGCACCAACUAAAUUCAAAUACGUUCUUGCUUUUCAAUAGAUUGAGAAUUAAGGGGCAGUAGUACAAUACAGAAAAGAUUUUCCUCUUUUAACAUUCUUUUUACAUUAUUAUAUGCGAGUGCAGGGAUGGCUGGCUUAAUAAAGUGUUUGAAGACUUGAAAGAAAAUAAGAAAUACCUGUAGGAAAUCAUAAGAGCUUUCCUCCUCCUAUGUUGAUGGAUUUCAAUACAAGAAACGGGACUUGUGCAGGAAAGAACUACUCUCUGGUGGUUCUUGCUUUCAUCUUAUUACUUCAACAUCAUCUGUAUACAUUAGUCGAGGCCACAAGUAAAGUGCACAUUGUAUAUUUGGGAGAAAAGAAACAUGAUGAUCCAGCAUCUACAAAGAAGUUUCAUCAUAAAAUUCUGACCAACUUGUUAGGAAGAAGCUGCAUACAGCUCCAUUCUCUAUAGCUAUAAGCAUGGCUUUUCUGGAUUUGCUGCAAGAUUAACAGAAUCUCAAGCAGAAACAAUUGCUGAGUUUCCAGGAGUUGUCCAAGUGAUUCCCAAUCGCAUUCACAAGCUCCAUACAACCAGAAGUUGGGAUUUCAUCGGAAUCCAUCAGCAUUCUCCAGAAAAUCAUUUAACAAGAAGCAUGGGCAAAGGAACUAUAAUUGGAGUAAUAGAUUCAGGUAUUUGGCCAGAGUCUGAAAGUUUCAAGGACGAAGGCAUGGAUCCUAUCCCAUCACAUUGGAAAGGAAUUUGCCAGCAGGGUGAGCUUUUUAACUCCAAAAAUUGCAAUAAGAAACUUAUUGGUGCUCGCUGGUUUGUAAAAGGAGCGCUGGAUGAAUCCAAAACACCAAUUAACAAAACUGAGGGAGAAGACUUUCUGUCACCAAGGGAUGGAAUUGGCCAUGGCACUCAUACAGCUUCUACAGCGGCUGGCUAUUUUGUCAAAAGAGCCAACUAUAGAGGACUAGCUUCAGGAUUAGCUAGAGGAGGAGCGCCUCUUGCUCACUUAGCAAUUUACAAGGCUUGCUGGAGCAAUAGAGGAUGCACUGAUGCUGAUAUUCUUAAAGCAUUUGACAAGGCCAUUCAUGAUGGAGUGGACAUUCUAUCUGUUUCUGUAGGCAAUGAGAUUCCUUUGUUCUCUUAUGUCGAUCUACGUGAUACAAUUGCAAUUGGUUCCUUCCAUGCAACCAUGAAGGGGAUUACAGUUGUUUGCUCAGCUGGAAAUGAUGGCCCUAUCUCGCAGACUAUCGUAAACACUGCACCAUGGCACAUCACUGUUGCAGCCACCAAAAUAGACAGGGCAUUUCCAGCAGCCAUUACACUUGGAAAUAACCAGACUCUUUGGGGUCAAUCUAUUGAUAUUGAAAAGCAUCACCAUGGAUUUGCAGGCCUCACAUACUCUGAACGCAUAGCUAUAGACCCUACAGAUGAUUCAGCCAAGGAUUGUCAGCCUGGAAGUCUCAAUGCAACAUUAGCCUCAGGGAAAAUAGUACUCUGUUUCUCCAUAUCAGAUGAACAAGACAUAGUUUCUGCAUCAGCUACCGUGAAAAAGGCUGGUGGAAUUGGACUAAUAUAUGCACAGUUUCCCAAUGAUGGGCUCGAGCCAUGCAAAAUUCCAUGCAUUAAAGUGGAUUAUGAAGUAGGAACGCAAAUACUUGUCUACAUCAGAAAAGCAAGGUACCCAAUUGCCAAGCUCAGUGAUCCAAUCACCGUUGUUGGAAAAUGGGUCUCUCCACAAGUUGCUACUUUCUCAUCUAGAGGACCUAGUUCCAUGACACCAGCAGUUUUAAAGCCUGACAUAGCGGCACCCGGCGUGGACAUCAUAGCUGCAUUUCGACCGCAUGAGAAAAAACAAAGCAAUGGUUAUGCACUGCUAUCAGGAACUUCAAUGGCAUGUCCUCAUGUGACAGGGAUUGUAGCUCUCAUCAAAUCUGUACAUCAACAUUGGUCUCCUGCAGCAAUAAAAUCAGCUCUAGUCACUACUGCUUCCCAGACUGGAACAGAUGGAACAAGCAUUUCAGCCGAAGGCCCAACUCGCAAGGAAGCUGACCCAUUUGACAUAGGUGGUGGACAUGUUGAUCCCAACAAGGCAAUGGAUCCCGGGCUAAUUUACAAUGCUACUACAAACGACUACAUUCAGUUUCUCUGCUCCCUGGGUUACACUAGUGCAUCACUUACUAGAUUAACCAAGACUACAAUAAACUGCAUAAGAAAAACUGAUGCAAUGAAUCUCAACCUCCCUUCUAUAGCAAUUCCAAACCUGAAAAAGACCGCAACGGUGACAAGAACAGUGACAAAUGUGGGAAACAUUAACUCAAAGUACAAGGCCGUGGUGCAGGCUCCUCGUGGCGUAAAAAUGAGAGUUGAGCCUCAAACUUUAAGUUUCAAUAUAACCACCCAAAUUCUUUCCUACAAAGUUACCUUCUUCUCAACUCAGAAAAUGAAUGGAGGUUACAAGUUCGGGAGCCUAACAUGGACAGACGGUGAGCAUCUCGUCAGGAGUCCAAUAGCCGUUCGUGUGACCGGAUUUGAAUCAUAUACUGAUGUAUGAGAUCUCUAGAAGAACUGCUGAAUAACUAUUUGUGAGAUGAAAAUUUUCUCC